CCGCUCAUUGAGACUUUCUCUCAACUCUCUCUCACUUUUCUUCUUCUUCUCUCAAACCCUUGGAGGAGCGAGAGGAAGAGAAACAUAACAGACGACUAAUCCUAUCUCUCUAUAGCUGAGUGUUUUUAGCUUUUGGAAGACAUGAUGGGGGAGAGGCCUCAACAUCCAACUGUUGCCCAGAAAGUAGCUGGUCAUUUCCGUCUUAGUUCCAGCCUUUCUCAAGGUGCUGGUUCACUAAAUGGAGCUUUUAACACUCCAUCUAUGUACCAAAGGCGAUAUGCCUAUGGAAACAGCAAUAGGGCAUUCCAGACAUGCCAAGUUAGUCAAGAUCUAUCUUUGAUUAACCACAGUGCAUCACCUGUCUUUGUGCAAGCACCUGCUGAGAAAGGAUUGGCCAGCUUUGCUGUUGAUUUUCUUAUGGGAGGUGUCUCAGCUGCUGUCUCUAAAACUGCCGCUGCUCCAAUUGAGCGUGUGAAGCUUUUGAUCCAGAACCAGGAUGAGAUGAUCAAGGCUGGCAGGCUCUCUGAACCCUACAAGGGAAUUGGAGAGUGUUUUGGCCGUACAAUCAAGGAGGAAGGGUUUGGAUCAUUGUGGAGAGGAAACACUGCCAAUGUCAUCCGUUACUUCCCUACCCAGGCCUUGAAUUUUGCAUUUAAGGAUUACUUCAAGAGGCUCUUUAGUUUCAAGAAGGACAGAGAUGGCUACUGGAAAUGGUUUGCUGGUAACUUGGCAUCUGGAGGUGCUGCUGGUGCUUCUUCACUUCUCUUUGUGUACUCUCUCGACUACGCUAGAACCCGUCUUGCCAAUGACGCCAAGUCUGCAAAGAAGGGAGGAGAGAGACAGUUCAAUGGUUUGGUUGAUGUCUACAGGAAGACUAUUAAAACUGAUGGAAUUGCUGGGCUUUACCGUGGAUUCAACAUUUCAUGUGCUGGAAUCAUUGUCUACCGUGGUCUUUACUUCGGAUUGUACGAUUCUCUAAAGCCUGUUCUUUUGACUGGGGACCUUUCAGAUAGUUUCAUGGCCAGUUUUGCUCUUGGUUGGUUGAUCACCAAUGGUGCUGGACUUGCAUCAUACCCUAUUGAUACCGUUCGUAGAAGAAUGAUGAUGACUUCUGGUGAAGCCGUUAAGUACAAGAGCUCUUUCGAUGCUUUCCAACAGAUUCUGAAGAAUGAGGGAGCCAAGUCACUGUUCAAGGGUGCUGGUGCCAAUGUCCUUCGUGCCAUUGCUGGUGCUGGAGUGCUAUCUGGUUAUGACAAGCUUCAGCUUCUCGUCCUUGGAAAGAAGUACGGUUCAGGAGGCGGCUAAUUAACACACUCUAGGAUUUGUAGUAGCCUCAUUUGUGAUGAUGAAAAAAAUUUAUAUCUUUUUUUGAGUUCAGUUUGAUAAGUUUAGGUGGCGGGAUUUUACCUUUUCGCUGGGAAUAAUUUUUCUGUAGGUUGGGGAGUUUCUCCCCCUGAAAACCUUUUCUUUUCCAUUUUGGACCAAGUUUUGUUUACAUACAUCUGAUUGUUGGUUCUGUUGCAAACUUGCAAUUGCUUACUUCUUUUAAGGGCUUGCAAAUUUUAUUCUUGUCCUAAUUUAUGGCUUCUUUUGUUUCU
Molecule: messenger RNA, 1598 nt
Organism: Papaver somniferum (opium poppy)
Lineage: Eukaryota; Viridiplantae; Streptophyta; Magnoliopsida; Ranunculales; Papaveraceae
Product: ADP,ATP carrier protein 1, mitochondrial-like
Exons: 4
Coding region: 142-1305 (387 amino acids)
Biological process (GO): mitochondrial ADP transmembrane transport; mitochondrial ATP transmembrane transport
Cellular component (GO): mitochondrial inner membrane
Molecular function (GO): ATP:ADP antiporter activity
Source: RefSeq, a predicted model, not a curated record